Culex pipiens pallens (northern house mosquito) is the source of this 5331-nucleotide messenger RNA. RefSeq lists its product as uncharacterized. The coding region runs from base 1 to 5331 and encodes 1776 amino acids. Gene Ontology annotation, biological process: DNA integration. The record is from RefSeq and is a predicted model, not a curated record. The transcript has a single exon. Gene Ontology annotation, molecular function: nucleic acid binding. NCBI's taxonomy places the organism in Eukaryota, Metazoa, Arthropoda, Insecta, Diptera, Culicidae.
AUGGCGUCGCUUCGUGACCUUUUCAAAUUUGAGCGUGGCCUUUUCGACUCACUCGCCAAUUUGGAAGAUUUUGUGGAAAAUUUCGAUGCGAAACGAGACGCGGCCAGGGUUGAAUCUCGUCUGGAGCGACUGGAAACGGUUUUCAAGGAUUUUAUGGAAAAUCGUGCCAGACUUGAGUCGAAGCAUGAACAAGAUUUGAGUUCGGCCAGCGAACCCAAAGACCCCGAAGCAAAGGAGAAGAAGCAGCAAGCACGAGAAACAAACAAGGUUACCAGAUUGGAUUUCGAAAAUCGUUAUUUGGACCUCAAGGACUUUCUGGUCUCGAAGCGUGUUAAACCGACUGCUGAAGCUUCUUCCCUUGCCCCUCCGCCCUGCCAACCCCUGUCCUCUCGAUUUCAACUCCCUAGUUUCAAAAUCCAAUCCUUUGACGGUGAUCUAACUAAAUGGAUGAGCUUUCGUGACGCGUUCAAAAGUGUGAUCGAUAAGGACCCGUCGCUGUCAGGUGUGGAUAAGCUGAAUUACCUUCGCUCGUUGGUUCAGCUUGGUGCCAGUACAAUUGUGGAAGGAGUGGAUGUGAAGGAGACUAACUUUGAUGUCGCGUGGGACCUGCUGACGCUGCGGUACGAGAACAAUAAGCUCAUCUCCCGCGCGCUGAUGGACGACCUGUUGGACACCGAACCGAUCAAACGAGAAUCUUACGAAGCACUAAUCACCCUUAUCGACUCGUUUGAACGCAACCUGAUGCAGCUAAAGAAGCUCGGACUCAAGACGGACGACUGGUCACCCAUACUUGCACAUCUGCUGUAUAGUCGUUUGGAUACGGACACUCAACGCCACUGGGAGAACCACCACAAGUCGCGAGAAGUACCCGAUUACAAGGAGAUGCUCAAAUUUCUUCAAGAUCACCUGACCACGCUUCAGCCACUGGUCAACAAAAAGCCACGUGUGCAGGAGCAUCGCCAGGAAGCUAGCAAACCAACCCCCAAGACGAAGUUCGGUUCGACGCUCACGACAACAACAAGCUCCCAGAUCAAGAGUUGUCCAUUCUGUCAAAAAUCCACCCACUCUCCUUUCAAAUGCGAAUCCUUCCUCAAGUUGAAUCCCUUCCAGAGGUACGAGUUAGCCAAGAAAAUUGGGCUUUGUUUGAAUUGCCUCAAUCCCUUCCAUUUGGCACGGGCUUGUCCUAGCUCAGCAUGUCGCGUUUGUGGUCAGCGACACCACACCAUGCUCCAUCGUCGGUCUACUAACACACCCAACCAGGAGCUCACGUUGUCGCAUUCCACUACAAACGCCCAGUUCCAGACCCAGCCUGGUAGAGUCUCAAAUUCCCAAUCGCAAUCGCAAACCUCCGCUCCGCCUAUGCUACCCUCAACCUCCGAUCAACCCUCGUUGUCGCUAACUGCUUGUACGCCGAACAAUGCCAACGUUGUUUUCCUCUCGACGGCUGUGGUCAAGAUCGCAGACUCUCAUGGGAACACUUACCUCGCUCGCGCGCUCCUGGAUUGCUGUUCGGAGCGGAAUCUCAUGAGUGAACGGCUGGCGCAGAAGCUGGUUCUUCGCCGGCAGAAUGACCCGCUGUCGCUACAAGGUGUUGGUUCCAGUCAAGCAGUUUCGAAGCAGUCUACGUUGGCCAAGAUUCUCUCUCGGUGGACAGACUACUCCAUUGAUUUGAAGUUCCACAUUUUGCCGGAGUUCAAACCCAUUGUUCCGUCGGACUGUGUGCAGACCCAGACCUGGACACACCCAAUACCAUCGUCGUUGUUCCUCGCCGAUCCUCGCUUUUUCGAACCAAACCAAAUAGAUUUGAUCAUCGGCGCUGAAGUUCACUACCGUCUCUUGCUGAAUGGUUUCAUUGAUCUUGGACCGAACCUACCCAUUCUCAAGGAGACCGUCUUUGGUUGGAUCGUGUCUGGCAAGUGCAGCACCUCGUCCAGACCAUCGUCGCUCACUAUGGUCUGUAGCAAUGCCGAUCUGGAGAAACAAGUCGCUCGUUUUUGGGAGUUAGAGUCGUGCCACUCAGAGAGCGUUCUUUCGGUGGAAGAAAAACAGUGUGAGGAGUACUUCGCAAAAACAACAAUUCGGGAUUCUACUGGUCGCUUUGUCGUACGUCUGCCCAAGAAGGAAGCUGUAUUGGAGAAAUUGGGCGAGUCACGUGCGAUAGCUGAGCGUAGAUUCCACUACAUCGAGCGUCGAUUGCAAGGCAAACCCACACUUGGAGAGUCGUACGCAGCAUUCAUCAGGGAAUACGUAGAUCUUGGGCACAUGUCGGUAGUUGAUCCUCGUAACGAUACUCUUCCAGCAAAAGCUAAACCGUACUACAUGCCACACCACUGUAUCGAACGACCGGAGAGCACCACUACCAAACUACGCGUCGUCUUCGAUGCUUCGUGUGCGACUGACACUGGUAUAUCCCUGAACGAUGCGCUCGCAGUUGGACCUGUCGUACAAGACGACUUGUUCAGCCUGAUCUUACGCUUUCGCCUCGAGCCGUUCGUGUUGGUAGCAGACAUCGAAAAGAUGUACAGACAGGUGUUAGUACAUCCCGACGAUCGGCAUCUACAGCGAAUUUUGUAUCGAGCGAGUCCUACCGAACCACUACAGACGUACGAGCUCCGGACUGUAACGUACGGCACUGCAUCCGCACCUUUCCUCGCCACCCGUUGUUUGAAGCAACUUGCUCUGGAAGAAGAGCACAGAUUCCCUGAGGCGGCAAAGGUGUUAGCAAGGGACUUUUACAUGGAUGAUCUACUCUGUGGGGUGGAAACGGCACGAGAAGGGAUCGAACUCAGCCGUCAGCUUAUUGAGCUUCUCGGGUCGGCCGGCUUUAAGUUGUGUAAGUGGGCUUCUAACAGCUCCACAAUCCUUCAAAACAUCCCGGCUGAACUUCGCGAAAACCGCAGUGAGUUCGAACUAGAUUCGUCAUCGGCGCCGAUCAAGACCUUGGGACUGCUGUGGCAACCAGCAGACGACGUGUUCCUGUUCAAGGUUCCAAUUUGGGACGUUCGAGCGCCUAUCACCAAACGUCUGGUCGUAUCAGAUACUGCUCGAUUGUUCGACCCGCAAGGCUUAGUUGGACCGGUUAUCUUGCGCUCUAAGACCUUCGUGCAACAGCUGUGGAAGGCCAAGGUCGCCUGGGACCGUAUUCUGAGCGAAAAGCAGCAGCAGUACUGGAAGGAGUUUCGCACGGAUUUGGACGCUCUCAACACGUUUACGGUUCCACGGUGGGCGGUGCCUGGCUCACAACCUGUCGAAACGCAACUGCACAUCUUCUGUGAUGCGUCGGAACUUGGCUACGGAGCGUGUGCGUACUUGCGCACCGAAUCGGGCAAUGGAACAGUCUCGGUCAACCUACUAACUGCCAAGUCAAGAGUCGUCUCCCUCAGCAAGCAAAUUAAUCUCCCUCGCCUCGAGCUGUGCGGCGCACUACUCGCUGCUCAUUUGUACGAAAAGAUCGCACCCAAUCUCCCACCAAACAUCCGAGUUUUCUUCUGGACGGAUUCAAUGCUAGUCCUCCACUGGCUAGCCGCAUCACCCUCCCGCUGGAAGAAAUUCGUGGCAAAUCGAGUGUCGGAGAUUCAAGAGGUCACUGCUGGACACGUGUGGCUGCACGUACCUGGGGUGGACAACCCUGCUGACGUGAUCUCUCGGGGAAUGACCGCUACCCAGCUCAUCGACUGUAUGCUGUGGUGGCAAGGACCAUCGUGGCUGAGGCAGAGUAGCAGAUUCUGGCCCUGCAUCGUACGGACUUCGGACGACCUUUUCGACAAGGAACAGCUGGAAGAACGACCUGUCGUCGCCCUACCUGCUGUGGCUGAAACGAGCAUUUUCGGUGUCACUUCGUCGCUUUCCGAGCUGAUUCGAAAGGUAGCCUACUACAGAAGGUUUUCCUACAACGCUCGUGAGUGCAACCGAUCGAACCGCAGAGUUGGACCUCUCUCGACUGCGGAACUGAACGAAUCUCUCCUGUGCCUCGCAAAACUUGCCCAACAAGAAUCGUUCCCAAAGGAUUUGCACGCCAUUCGCACCACAGGUCAAGUAGAAUCCACCUCCAAACUCAAGUCGUUGUCACCAAUACUCGUGGAUGGAGUUCUUCGUACGCGUGGUCGUCUUCAACACGCUGAUGUGCCCUACGAUCGCAAACACCCGAUCAUCUUGGACAACAAACACCCUUUCACACUGAUGAUCAUGCGCUACAACCAUCUCAAGUACCUACACGCUGGGCCUCAGUUGUUGAUCGCCGCUGUACGCGCCAUGUUCUGGCCACUUCGCGCUCGUGACCUGGCUCGAAAAGUUGUCCAUGAGUGCGUUGACUGUUUUCGCUGCAAACCUCGCACAUCGGACCAAAUCAUGGGGGAUCUACCAGCUGUGCGGGUCUUGCCGAUCCUGCCGUUUUUGAACUCUGGUGUUGAUUUCUGCGGGCCUUUCUACCUACGACCACCACAUCGCAAGGCCGCUCCACAGAAGUGUUUUGUGGCUGUAUUCGUUUGUAUGGCAACCAAGGCAGUUCAUCUUGAACUUGUUGGCGACCUUUCUGCUGACUCAUUCAUCGCCGCUCUGAAGAGAUUUGCGGCCCGUCGCGGAGUGCCGAAGACGCUGUUUUGCGACAACGGCACAAACUUCGUCGGUGCACGACGCACGCUGAACGAAUUCCUGCGGCUGCUCAAAACUCAGCAAGCACAGGAUCAGGUUGUGCGCAGCUGUUCGGCCGAUGGUAUCCAGUUCCAAUUCAUCCCUCCUCGGACGCCACACUUCGGAGGCAUCUGGGAAGCGGCCGUCAAGUCCCUCAAGAACCAUCUCCGCCGUACUGUCGGCAACGCAAACCUGACUGCUGAGCAGAUGUCCACCUUUCUCGCCCAAGCUGAAGCCUGCUUGAACUCGCGGCCACUUACACCGAUCUCCAACAACCCGGACGAUCUGGACGUCCUAACACCGGGACACUUCCUGGUGCACAGACCGCUGAUCGCCAUACCGGAACCUUCGUAUGAGGAGAUUGCUACGAACCGCCUGUCUCAGUGGCAGAUGAUCCAAGAGUACCUUCGUCGUCUGUGGAAACGCUGGUCCACGGAAUACCUCUCCGGCCUUCAGCAGCGCACUCGGUGGACUCACGAAAGGGACAACAUUCGCAUCGGGACAAUGGUCCUGGUGAAGGAGGACAAUCUUCCGCCGCAGAAGUGGCGCAUUGGCAGAGUCAUCGAGAUCUUCCCCGGCAAGGACGGGCAUGUUCGUGUCGUCAAGCUUCGCACACCGGACGGCGUCUACACGCGUGCCGUCACUCGGCUCUGCGUCCUGCCGAUCGACGACAAUCAGCAGCCGGCUCAGGACUCACAGUAG